Molecule: messenger RNA, 4679 nt
Organism: Sus scrofa (pig)
Lineage: Eukaryota; Metazoa; Chordata; Mammalia; Artiodactyla; Suidae
Gene: ZSWIM7
Product: zinc finger SWIM-type containing 7
Biological process (GO): double-strand break repair via homologous recombination
Cellular component (GO): Shu complex
Molecular function (GO): zinc ion binding
Source: RefSeq, a predicted model, not a curated record
CUGACGUCCCCGCGCUCGCCCCGCCCCCGGCUGGUGCGGAAGCGGCGAUGGCGGUGGCAGCGGGGGUUCCUACGCUGCCCGCUGUGGUGGAAGAGCUGCUGAGCGAGAUGGCGGCGGCGGUGCGGGACGGCGCACCGAUUUCUGAUGAGCAUCUAUUAUCGCUGAAGUUUGUCUUCGGCUCCUCAGCCGUCCAGGCCCUGGACCUCGUAGACCGGAAGUCCAUCACCCUAAUCUCAUCGCCCAGUGGGCGGCGUGUGUACCAGGUUCUUGGAAGUUCUGGCAAAACAUACACGUGUUUGGCUUCUUGUCACUACUGCUCGUGUCCGGCCUUUGCCUUCUCGGUGCUGCGGAAGGGUGACAGCCUGCUGUGCAAGCACCUCCUGGCAGUUUAUCUAAGCCAGGUCCUGGGGACCUGUCAGCAGCUCAGCGUCUCUGACAAGCAACUGACCGACUUGUUGAUGGAGCGGACGCAGGACGCAUAAGAGGAGCAGGUGGAGCCUCGCCGUCUUUCCAAAUAGAAGGCCCCUCGGGAAACGCACGCAGCCCGUCCCGCGUGGCUCACCCGGAGGAGGAGGAGCUGGGCUUGGUACUGUCCCCUGCCCCCUGGCCUGCGGACGGGACUGCAGGCUGGACUCGGGGUGCGCGUGCAGUUUGACGCCUUCGCGACAAAGCUGAGCCGGCCUCUAGGCCUGGGGGUAAAACAUUUCCAGGUGGAAUCAAGCAUUUUAGACUCGAAAGCCUCAUAUCACAUCAAGUCCACAGUUAGUCAGAGUCCCAAGCGACUAACGUGCUAGUGAUUUUGAAGAGGUUGAAAUGGCAGGCGAGUCGCUAAGAAGAAUGACAUUUAGAUGAAUAAGCGUGCGUUCUUGUUGGGUCCAGAAGAAGAUCAGAAGCAGGAGUUCCCAUCGUGGCGCAGUGGAAACGAAUCCAGCUAGGAUCCUUGAGGCUCCUCAGAUCCAGCGUGGCCGUGAGCCGUGGUGUGGUUUGUCUGUGCAGCUCAGAUCCGGCAUUGCUGGGGCUGUGGUGCAGGACGGCAGUUGCAGCUCUGAUUCGACCCCUGGGAACGUCCAUGUGCCACAGGUGCAGCCCUAAAAAGCGAAAAAAACACAAAAAACAAAAAACAGAGAUGUGGCUAAAUGGAGCAAAUAUAAAAAGGCUUGGGCGGGGGGAUGGUUUCAACAAGCUUCAGCUACCUGUGGUGGUGCCAAAACAGCUUACUAAACAGGCAGUAUUGGAGCUUUAUGUCAAGCCGGAUGACAGGAGGGCCUAACUCACCUUGUGAAGGAAGCUGUACCUGCUGCUGGGGGUUCGGUCUGAGGACGAGAAGGCCAAAGAGCUUCCCGGAGGGUGCUGGAAGGGAGAGACGCGGGACUCGUGUGGACUCCGAGGGACAGGAAGGGGCUGUGAAGGCGGUGUGGACAGGAGAUGGACAGCAGCACGGGCAAGGGCGUCUCGUAGGGGACGCUGUCCACGGAACGGGGCCAGGAAGACAGGCCUCCCCGCCUCCAGGCGGUUCGUGAACCUGCAGCAUCCCUGCCAGGGUGCACGUGGAAGCACCCACCGCGUCAGUGAAGACGCAGAUGGGGCAGCUGGUUUAGCAGCCGAGGCCGCCCCCGGCCUGGGCCCCCCAGCCAGCCGGAGGAGUGAGUGUUGCGUGAAAGGCCCUUUCUGCUCAGCUGCGGUGUGACCAGCGGAAGCUCUCCGGGCUCCACUGCGUGGGAAACGGGCCCGGCUGUGAACUGAGGCUCCAGGGGGUCUUUGGGAUAAAGACUAGCAGGCAGGUGCACCUCUGCAUCACAAGCCACGCAGCACCGGAAACGCGGUUUGGGGUUUUUUCUGAGUUUUAUUUUUAUUCCACCUAAUAUACAGACACAAUCACAUAAUUGUACUUAAUAAAGUUUCCAGCAACUUGGCCAAACUUGAACUUGGGAGAGAAGGAAAACCCACUCUCUACCUAAGAGCGUAUCCCAACUCCCGUGACAGGACUCAACCUAAGACGCCAGGGGAGCGUCGUUUGCCUCAGUUAAGGCAGCAGUGUCUUGAUUAGACGGUUCCUUCUCCUGGUCCCCUUCCUCGGAACAAGUAUACACUUUUAGCACGUCCAAAUUGCCCACUGCCUCUAAGUUAAAAACAUUUGUAUGAUGAUAGUUCACGGUGUUUCACAGUAAAAUAGUUUCGAGCAUCUCCCACCAUUGAAAGAGGUGGAACUCGUACCAAAAAAGACCCCCCAAAUCAGUCUCUGACAGUCCAUUCCAGCCGCAGCAUCAUCCCCUCGGGAAGAGCGGCCCGAGAGAACCACACGUGCCCUCGCCAACCCCGGGACCCACCAGUAACGGGGACAUUUUCACUGGGUAGGUGGCGGCUCCAGGGAGGGCUCCACAGAGGCAGCCGCUGGCGGCUGGGGCCGAGGGGGUCCUUCUCAGAGCGCCGCGGCCCGUCCCGUCAGUGUCCCGUCCCUUCGUCAUUGUGAAUGCGUGCCUUGGGGACGAGGCCGGAGCCGGGGUCAUAGGGGGAGAGCCGGCUGCGCCCCCGCCUGCCCGCCGCCGCUCUUGAGCCCGUCUGUCUGGCAGAGGACGUACCUGGAGAUGAUUCUGUGAAACGUGGCGCGGAAGUCUCGGUUCCGAUAGGCGUACACGAUGGGGUUGACGACCGAGUUGGCGUGUGACAGGAGGAUGGCCACGUUCAUGGCCCACUUGGGCUUCUCCUUUGCCCAGCCCGGGUGGAAAAGCGUGGCACAGUUGAUGGCGUGAAGAGGCAGCCAGCACAGGGCGAAGAAGCCCACGAUCAUGGCCAGGGGCUUGGCCGCGUGGAUCUCCCGCUGGAGGACGGUCCGCGAGUGGUCCAUGAGCUCCGUGCGCUGCAGCUGCCGGCAGGCCACCGUGAAGAUCUUGGCGUAGAUGGCGAGCAUGAUGACGAGCGGGGGCAGCACGCACCCCAGGAAGUUGAAGUACACCAUGUAGUUCAUGGGCACCACGUUCUCGAAGAGACACCUGACGCGGCGGCAGCUGCCGUUGCCCGGCCCCGCCCCGCACGCCGUGCAGUUGCCGGUGGCGAUGGCCCUGCUGUUCCAGCCCAGGAACGGCGUCAGGCCGAUGGCGAAGGCGAGGACCCAGAGGCCGGCAAUGACGCCUCGCGCCCGCGCGCCGGUGACCAGGCUCUUGUACCUGUUCAAGAGCACACCGCCUGUUACUGGCAGCCCACGUGCCCCGCGACCCAGGCCCGAGGCCACCUCCACCCUCUGUCCCACGGCCUCCAGGGGCACCCCGUGGCCUUAGCCCUCGACACUGGGGACACGCACCCCAACACAACCAGCUCGGCUCUAACCCUCCGGGUGCGCCCUGACCCCCAGAUCUUGGGUCUGGGCCUCCUCUAAGACACGCUCCGGGGCUCGAGGACACCAGGGGACGGGACACACAGGAGGCCUCCGCUUUCAGGGACUUGGAUGCCGGCAGGGCAGACGGGCCAUGCCGACCCGCAGACCUACGUCAGCCAGGCGUACGGCAGGUCAGAAGGAGCCCGCGUGGUGUGAGGGGACAGAGAGCCGAGUGAGGAGGGUCGGGUGUGGCAAAGGACUCGUCUCACGAGGCCCGUCAGGGGGGCUUUAUUGAUCAGAGGUGCUUGAACCAAAGCCCGGGGCAGCACGCCCCGAGACUCUGGGCAGGAAGCCUUCUGGUCCCACAAACGCCAUGGGAAGAAUCGUCCCGAGUUCCUGGGUACGAUGCUGGGGACCGAGGCCUGGCCGCGGCCCUGCUUCAGCCAGCAGCAGAGCUGAUACACUGAGAGAAAACUUAGCAGAUACGAAAUUUUUAAGUUAUUUUCAGACCACCGACUCUUGUCUUCCCGAAAAAUCUCCAGAAAUCACAGCACACAUUUGGGACCUCGUGCCCCAGACCAGUCCACAUCUGGUUUGUAGCGAAGGUAUGAACUUUGCUGUUGAUAACUGGUCCGUGGUCUGGAAGGCAGCUGUGCUCACCACUACACCACCAGUGCUGCCAACGGGUCCGUAGUCUGCGGGCCAUGUAACGUCCCGAGAAAAUAAAACCCUAAGCGUUGGGAAGACGACUGGGAAAACUGGGAAAUCACGUUAUCCUGAAACCUGUCUACACAAAGUGUCCAGUCCCCUUUGCCUGGAAGGCCUCAGCCCCACCGCCGUGCCUCUGCUCCAGGCCCUGCCGACCUCAACCCUGGACCAAACAGCUGUUCCUGUUCCAAAGGUCACCGCCCAUCACCUCUCGGGCAGGGCUGGCCACGCCCACUCUCCGGCCCUGUCCGCACACCUGCUGUAGAGCGUGUUUACCUGGUACAGGAGCCUCCCUCUCAACUAGAAUAUUCAGCCCCUUAAGCACCUGGACCUUGUCCCUUGGCAUCCGUGUCGCCAGCAGCUCGCACGGUGCUGGCCCGGAGGAGGCUCAGUAAUGUGGUCGCUGCGGACACGUUCCCGACCUGUCAUCAGGCAGCUUUAAACCAAGGUUCUACCAUUAGGACCAUGGGGAAGCCCGAUGCUGUGGCCUGAGGCCUGGCACGGGUGCGGAGGUCACCGAGAUCUUGCUUCACGCCGCCAGCGACCCCAAACCCUUCCUGCUACCACGACGGCAGCCUCGGCCACAUGCAGCUCGUCGUGGGUGCUGGCCCAGCUGCUCACUGAGUUCUUCUUGGCCAAUAAAUCCAUCCACUUCCAA